AUGUGGCAAAAGCUACUACUAUCACCACUUUACGCCAGGAAGGCCCUUAUCAUUAAAAUAACGAAGCCCUUAUACCAAGCAAUCCCUACUACGACAAUGGCAACAGUUGACUAUGCACCUGGUAGCCACGCGACUGGCACUCCUGGUCGUAGUGGAAGUGGCGGUAGUGGUGGUCGUGGCCCUCCAAAGCAGCCACCAAAAUCCCACGACGACGACUACUGUGUCUCACCUGAGACAGAGAGCUCCCAUGAAGGUAUUGAUAGUGAGUACGAUGAAGAGAUCCUUCCUGAUGGCCGCAAGAACUUUAAGGCGCGCCUCACUGUUGAAAAUCUGGAGCGUUUCCGCGCCGGGAAUGACGCUAAGAUCAAGAAGUUCAUCCCAAUGAUGGCGCAGCUUGAUGUCGCAUCUACCAGGCGUCAUAAGGUCGAUCUCAGCCGCCCUCACUUCAGGCACCCGGCUCUCAUCCAUGUCCGCUCCAAGGUUGC
This is a messenger RNA of Pseudovirgaria hyperparasitica, 485 nucleotides long. RefSeq lists its product as uncharacterized. The annotation marks the transcript as partial. NCBI's taxonomy places the organism in Eukaryota, Fungi, Ascomycota, Dothideomycetes, Acrospermales, Acrospermaceae. The record is from RefSeq and is a predicted model, not a curated record. The transcript has 4 exons.